This is a messenger RNA of Microdochium trichocladiopsis, 1203 nucleotides long. RefSeq names its product putative hydrolase. Gene Ontology annotation, molecular function: hydrolase activity, acting on carbon-nitrogen (but not peptide) bonds. Bases 1 to 1203 code for a protein of 400 amino acids. Lineage: Eukaryota; Fungi; Ascomycota; Sordariomycetes; Xylariales; Microdochiaceae. The record is from RefSeq and is a predicted model, not a curated record. The transcript is spliced from 2 exons.
AUGAUUUUCAACAUCCCAUUAGCUCUGUCCUGCCUGGCUCUGUCCAUCUACCAGACAGCCCAGGCAUGUCAGUUCCACGAUCUCGAGGCGGCAGCCAGCACCCCGCGCAAGAUUGCCAUCAAGAACGUUCGCGUCUUCGAUGGCUACACGCUGCGUCCGUCCGGCACCGUCAUCAUCAACGGGGCAGUCAUCGGCGACGAAGGGGACGAGUGCGGUGCCGAGAUUAUCGACGGUCAAAACGGAACGCUCAUGCCAGGACUGAUUGACAUUCACGCUCACCCAGCCAACAUCAGCCACCUUGAGACGCUCAGCCAGUUCGGUGUCACGACUGUCGUCGUCGAGGCAUGCUUCGUGCCUGCUGCGUGCCGCUCUUUGCAGAACCAUACUGGACUGACCGACGUCAUCCUCGGCUCAACGCCCGCCGCCGCCCCUAACAGUGUCCACGGCAACAUCACGGCGGCCGUCCUCGGGGCCAACACCACUCUCCUGGUUCACAAUGCUAGCCAGGCAGUGUCUUGGGUCGACGAGCAGGUCGCCUGGGGGCCAGCCUUUAUAAAGCUCAUAGCCGAGACUCCUGGGCUGGACCAGCAGACGCUUUCAGCCCUCGUUCUCGCAGCACAGGCUCGCGAGAUGCGCACCGUGUGCCACAUCAACGCCUUUGGCGCCAUGCAGCAGGCCAUCGCCGCGAGGAACGAGCAGAUCCACCACGCACCGCUCGACAAGCCACCCACCGCCGAGAUGGUCUCCCAGAUGGCCAUCCAGAACCAGAUCUCGGUGCCCACCCUGACCAUCAUGAAGGCCAUCGCCAGCUCGAGCGGCCACACCAUCACCCCGGGCACCAACUUCUCUGUCGCGCUCGAGACUGUCCGCCGUUUCCACGAGGCGCACAUCCCUGUCCUCGCGGGCAGCGACGCCAACCAGCAGCCGGGUCUGGUCGCCAUGGUGCCGUUUGGGAGCAGCCUCCACGGCGAGCUGCAGCUGCUCGUCGACGCGGGCCUCGAGCCGGUCCAGGCGCUCCGGGCAGCUACCUCGCGGGCCGCGCACUACUGGGACCUCCGGGACCGCGGUGUCAUUGCUCCGGGCAAGCGUGCGGACCUUGUGCUUGUCCACGGCGAUCCAACGGUGGAUAUAUCUGCGACUCGGAACCUGGCUAGAGUGUGGUUGGGCGGCGUUGAGUGGACGCAAGGACUGGGCACGUUUUGA